AUGAGCUACAUUUUAACAAUGGAGAACAUCAGUAACUUGAGAAGACGAUUCCAGCAGCUUCGUUUUUCGGCAAAUAUUUUGACGAACUGCCGUAACAAUAACUUGGUGUUCCUUGUUUGGCAUUCACUCAGAAAAACAGGGCUAGUUAUGAGUCUCGAUAAUGGUGGAGUACACUGGAUGGCGAACGUUGCUAUGGCCAGUUUUCUGGUCACAACUGUAAUGCAAAUAAUAGAUUUGUUUCUUUCAAUAAACGACCCUGACCGCCUUUUCGAAUGCUUCAGUAUCCUCUCUUUUUGUGGAUUGGGUGUUAUCAAGCUGUUGUCACUGCGUUACGAUGGCGAUCAAUGGCGUAACCUUCUAAAGGAAGCAUCAAAACUAGAAAAAGAAGAAUUAAAUAAUGAGAACCUAUCGCCGCUGGAUUAUGAAUCCGAUAAUGAGGACGAAUAUAGCGUUUCUAAAUAUUACGUUGAACGAUACACAAAAGCAUUCAAUGCAACUUUCAAGCUCUUAACAAGAAUUUAUUUAUUUACAGAGUUUGUAUACAUUACUUCACCAUUUAUUGAAUAUGCGCUUUUUAAAUAUAAAAACCCAGAAAUCGUUUAUUAUCCGCACAUAUUGCCAUUAUGGACGCCAUUGGAUGACGUUGUAUUUGGUUACAUAUUAACCAUUUUGUUGGAGUUGAUUUCUGCUGCGUACUGCGUAUCUGUACACGUGGCUUUUGAUUUAUCUGCAGUGGGCCUAAUGAUGUUUAUUCGUGGUCAAUUCUGUUUACUUCACGCAAAAAGUGAACGAAUUGGAGGCAAAGGUAAAAAAUAUAACCUGUCAAAAACAAGAGAUUUAAGAGCUCAUCUAAGAAUCAAAAAUUGUCAUCGAUUACACAUUGUACUCGUGAGUCUGGUGAAGCAAUUGAACAAACUUACGAAGAAUAUAUUAGGAAUUUACUUUUACCUUGCUACGAUAACGCUGUGCUUAGUUGCGGUACAGCUUCAAUCGGAUUUAAGCACUACGCAACUCAUGUCCCUCCUUCAGUACAUGAUGGCAACACUUACACAGCUAUUUCUAUUCUGCAACUACGGUGACGCUGUUUUAAAUGAGAGCACAGUUGGCAUGGGUAUGAGUCCACAAGGCUCGGCAUGGUGGUGUCUCAGUCCUCGAGUCCGAAAGGAAUUGCUACUGUUGGGAAUAGGAAUGUCGCGUCGCUAUGAGCUGUACGCUGGGCCUUUUUUCUCGCUUAGUUUGCCUUCUUUUAUUCAGAUCGUCCGCACAGCUUACAGCUUUUACGCAGUACUACGACAAAAAUCCAGUUAA
Parnassius mnemosyne (clouded apollo) is the source of this 1308-nucleotide messenger RNA. The record is from the annotation of a GenBank genome assembly. Lineage: Eukaryota; Metazoa; Arthropoda; Insecta; Lepidoptera; Papilionidae.